Phacochoerus africanus (Common warthog) is the source of this 1053-nucleotide messenger RNA. RefSeq names its product olfactory receptor 4K17-like. The record is from RefSeq and is a predicted model, not a curated record. Gene Ontology annotation, molecular function: G protein-coupled receptor activity; olfactory receptor activity. Lineage: Eukaryota; Metazoa; Chordata; Mammalia; Artiodactyla; Suidae. Gene Ontology annotation, biological process: G protein-coupled receptor signaling pathway. Gene Ontology annotation, cellular component: membrane.
AUGUCUACUAUAAAAAGUAGUAACAAGAAUAAAAAGUCUGGCAGUCUCCGAGGUAUUAGUGCUUUCUUCUUUCUUUCUACAGGUCAUUGUGCAGAACAAUCCAUACAAUUGGAGACCACGGAGCAAUUAAAUCAGUCGAAAGUUUCAGAAUUUAUUUUGCUGGGACUGACCAGUUCCCAGGAUAUACAAUUUCUUCUCGUUGUGCUUGUCUCAGUUAUCUAUAUGGCCACAGUUUGGGGUAACCUUGUCAUUGUCGUUACAGAGUUUUACAUCCCAAACCUGAAGACUCCCAUGCACUUUCUCCUGGGGAACCUCUCCUUUGUGGACAUGAUCCUUGCUUCAUUGGUCAGCCCUAAGAUAAUUGUGAACUUUGUAAAAAAGCACAAGACCAUUUCCUUUGCUGAAUGCUUCACACAGAUCUUUCUCCUCCACUUAUUGGGUAGAGUCGAAAUGGUGCUUUUAGUUUCCAUGGCUUAUGACAGAUACGUGGCUAUUUGUAAGCCACUACAUUACACGACCAUCAUGUACAAGAAGGUGUGCCUUUUGCUGAUAGUGAUAUGGUUCUUAGGUCUCCUUCACUCGGGGCUUCAGAUACCUUUUGUUGUGAACUUGCCUUUCUGUGGUUCCAACGUAGUAGACAGCAUUUUCUGUGAUCUCCCCCUGGUUGCUAAGCUUGCCUGCAUAGAUUCUUAUAUUGUACAGAUAGUCAUUGUGGCCAACAGUGGAAUGACCUCUCUGAGCUGUUUCAUCAUUUUGCUUAUUUCCUACAGUCUGAUUCUCAUAACGAUUAGGAGCCAUUCUUCUGCUGGGCAGUCCAAAGCCCAUUCCACUUUGAGUGCUCACAUCACAGUGGUGGUUCUUUCCUUUGGCCCAUGCAUCUUCAUCUAUAUCUGGCCCUUCAGCAACCACUCUGUGGAUAAGUUUCUUGCAGUAUUUUACACUGUUAUCACCCCUAUCUUGAACCCAAUUAUCUAUACUCUGCGAAACAAAGAAAUGAAGACAGCCAUGAAGAAAUUCUGGGGUGCUUUUGUGAGUUCUAGACAUGAUACUUAG